This is a messenger RNA of Eruca vesicaria subsp. sativa (arugula), 1033 nucleotides long. The record is from the annotation of a GenBank genome assembly. NCBI's taxonomy places the organism in Eukaryota, Viridiplantae, Streptophyta, Magnoliopsida, Brassicales, Brassicaceae.
AUGAGCAAUUAUUCAGCCGGACUCGGUAAGCCUAGCUCAGGUAAGAGGAGAAUAAAAGACCUUUUGAACCAACCUGAUAACCGAGUCUGUGCUGAUUGUGGCGCUCCUGAUCCUAAAUGGGCAUCAGCAAACAUCGGAGUAUUCAUUUGCUUAAAAUGUUGCGGUGUGCACAGAAGCCUCGGCACUCAUAUCUCAAAGUAUGAACUCCAAGAGUUUCUGAAACCAAGCUUGAGGAUAACAUCAGGGAAAUCUUGCUCAACAAAGAAACCAUCUUCUUUUCUUAAAUCAAAUCUUUCUACUAAAUUCAUGGAUAGUUUUCGCACAAAUUCGUCGUCAAAGAAGAUAUUUGAGGAAGGAAUGGUAGAGUUUAUUGGAUUGUUGAAGGUGACUGUUAAGAAAGGUACUAACUUAGCAAUCAGAGAUAUGAUGUCAAGUGAUCCUUAUGUUGUCUUGAAUCUAGGGAAGCAAAAACUUCAAACAACAGUUGUGAAUAGUAACUUGAACCCGGUCUGGAACCAAGAACUCAUGCUGUCUGUUCCUGAGAGCUAUGGUCCAGUGAAAUUGCAAGUGUAUGAUUAUGAUACAUUCUCUGCUGAUGACAUAAUGGGAGAAGCUGAGCUUGAUAUCCAGCCUCUGAUAACAUCUGCAAUGGCAUUUGGGGAUCCAGAGAUGUUUGGGGAUAUGCAGAUAGGGAAAUGGCUAAAGUCACAUGAUAAUCCGCUAAUAGAUGACAGCAUCAUUAACAUUGUUGAUGGGAAAGUGAAGCAGGAGGUUCAGAUCAAGCUUCAGAAUGUAGAGUCUGGAGAAUUAGAGCUGGAAAUGGAAUGGCUGCCUCUUGAGCAAUAACAAUAAUACCAAUGCAGUAGAUCCCAUUUUAUUUAUUAACUUACACAUUUUGCAUACAUUCCUUCGUUCUUUUGUUGGAACACUUUUGGAUCUCUGAUAUCCUUCCACAGGAACGUUUUUUGUUUGUGAUACUUGUAUUACAUUUGUUUUUGAUGGGACUUAAAACAACCUAUCCAUUCAAUAUGAG